Molecule: messenger RNA, 5556 nt
Organism: Eleginops maclovinus (Patagonian blennie)
Lineage: Eukaryota; Metazoa; Chordata; Actinopteri; Perciformes; Eleginopidae
Gene: afmid
Product: arylformamidase
Exons: 11
Coding region: 3984-4793 (269 amino acids)
Molecular function (GO): lipase activity; arylformamidase activity
Source: RefSeq, a predicted model, not a curated record
ACAUUAAAGCAUGUUCAAAAACAUAGUUUAGAGGCACUAAAUACUAAUGUGAACCUGAAGAUAAGCAUUAUGGGGGCCUAUUUAAGUUUAUUACUCCUAUGUUAGAAACAAAACUCUGGUGAAGCAUAUUUUUUCUUUAUGAAUGUGGAGAAGAAAAAAAACCUGCAUUAUCACAUGCACAAUACAUUUAGUUUGAAAAAAAUAAUUUAAUAUCUUACAUUUGGCAGGCUAAGGCUACAGAUAAUAAAACCAAAACAAAGCUACUGAGACCACCGCAUAGGAAAACCUAUGACAGUUAAAAAGUUGCUUAUAUCAUUGUUUAGAGAUAUUUAUGCCAUUAAGACAUAACAAAACAAUGCAUCAAUAAGACACUUAAAACCAACAAAGGAAAGGCACUAUUAUGUUCAAAUUGAGUUAUUUAGCAGUAAAGUAGAGGUACCUUUAAAUAACAGAAAAACAUUACGAGUGUCAGAUUUAAGAAAGAGGCAAACAAAAACAUUUGAUUCCAGGAUUUGUUCUUUCGGCUCAACCUUUGCAGCGAGGCUUUUUUUGUUCAGAGAUGGAGAGAGGAGAAAAGCUUCCUGGGAACCGCAGAGUCCACAGCUUUUCCUGUGUGGAUGUAUUGUGGAGUUUCGUUCCUGAAAGGAGCGCUGUUCUCUUUGUCCACCACCAGACCACCGUAACACUUUCUACACACCGCCUGAUACUUGUCAACGCCACCGAUCACUUCCACCUGUGGCACGGAGGGAAAACAGUUACCAGGUUAUUUGAUUUGAUUGAAUAAAUGGAAACUCUGUUCACUUAAUAUGUACCCCACAGAGUAAGGGUGAUAUGGACAGAUGAAUUAGGGCCACUAUGAGAAAAAUAAGCAAAUUAAUAUAUUCUCUGGGAUAAAUGUGGUGCAUUUCAGGGUUAAAGAAACUACACAUUUCUACAAGACUAAAAAGACUUCAAUGUAAAUGAAAACUAUAUAUAUUUGUGGUCAAUUACACUAAUAUUGCAAAAGUCUAUCUUUUUCUGGAUAAGUACCGCCUGUCCUGUCUCACUGUAUUAAAUAAACAUGAGAAUUCAAAUAACAUUUAGAUUUAACUGAAAUAGUUAUCUGUGAGUAUUGUGAACUGAUUUUGGUAAAACCAUCUUGUUAUUAUGUAAUUAAGUAUAGAGACAUGGUAGUAAGAAAAACAACUGUUGUGACGCAUGUUAUGGGAACUUGGGAAGACAUUUCUGAGAUCCUCCUCACCUCCUGCUCUGCUCCUAUCCUCUUGGUGUAGGCAGCCUCUUUGAAACACUGCAUGCAGACGGCAUGGAGCUUCACUACGCUCUCUGCUAGAGGGAUGAGGUUCAGGAUGUUUCCAAAAGGCUACAAGAAUGCAGAGAACAGCAGAAAAAGCAGUCAGAACCACUGAAUGGAUGGAGGUUUAAUAACAUUACAAGGACAGAACACUAUAGAAAGCGAUAACGAGCGCUGUCAAAGAGUGCUGCUCAUGCAGAUUGUUCACCAUCUUCGCUAAAGAAUGACCUUUUUUUAGACAGAGGGGCAUUAUCAGCAUCUAUACAGUGUCCAAGUGUUUGUGAAAAUCACAUUUAGACAAACACAGAUACUCACUUUUCUCUGAAAGGUUCCAUCCAAGGCAGCUACAAUGAUUGUCUUCCCUAAAUUGGCCAUUUCUUCACAAAAUUCCACUGUGUCUGGAAACUGUGAGAACACACAACAAGUGCAAAUUGGUUAUUGAGGAAUCUGUCAUAAGACAUACUGGUCUCUAUAAGUAAACAGUAUAAAGAUCGAAAAGAUAUGAAGCAUAUUUACUUACAAAUUGUCCUUCGUCAAUUCCUAUGACACAGGCUUGUAAUGCCAGAGACCGCAAGUUUCCAAGACGAUCGGCCGGUACAGCUUCCAUUAUGUUUCUAACGGAUGGAAAGGAUAGAGGAGGAACAUGUAUAUUGUCACAGAUGUUGAAAUUGAUCUGAUACUACAUUACAAAUUACUUUAAGCAGGAGGUGUACCAAAAUAAUUAUGUGGAAUGUCCCCACUAGAGGACCUCCUUGCUCAGAUAUCAGGACCACAAAAGGAACACAUUAUUUCUCCCUUUCGCUUUUUAAGUAACUAAUGCAAUCGCAUAUUUUGUUCAAUUUUUCUACUCUUUUGGACAAAAGAAUAAUUUAUUUCUUUGCAGAUAUUUUAAGCAAUCUCAGGUUUAAAUUUUUCUUUUGACAUUUCAAUUUUCCCCAACAUAGUUUAAGUGCAAACAUUUUUCCUUGUAUGUAUUACUUGUUUUAGUAAGGACAUUGUUCAAACAGAGGUGCAAAAAAAGCUCAAAUUUAGAGCAAGGUAACAACGUCUUAGUCUAGUUUAAUUAAUUUACUACACAUACCCAAAACACAAACACUGGUAUAUUUCUGUAAAUGUGAACGUAUUUGUAAAUAAAAACAGGGUACUUACUUGUCAUGUGUUGCCAUGCCUUGGUCAGAAUAACGUGUGUCUUUGCAUACUUGACCACCAGGCAGUUGUACUGUGCUAUCUGGAACCUGCGCACUCUCCUCAUCAGUUCAGUGCUGCACACAUAAUGACAAUAGUUUAGUUAAAGUCGGGGGAAACACAACUGUACAUUAUUAUUGACAGUGCCUCUUUAAAAACAAUCAAACAACAUGCUGCUGCACCAUAAUCACGAGUCAACAUAUACUAGUGUUUAUUGUAAUAUUGUUUGGUAUAUUGUGCAAUAUCGUUUAGAGUGCUGCUACAAUGUAUAAAUACAUACAAAGCAGACUGCAUAUCACAUAAUUCAUAUAGACUCAAUCUUAUUAUACAUCCAUGGCCUCAAUAGACAGCAGCUGGGUAAACAAUGGCAGAUAUUUGGCGGGAUGUUUAAGUAUGGGCGGAAUGUUUUUGUAAAAUUACAUUAAAUGUUGAAGAUGAAUGACAACAGCUUAGUACUGAUAGAAAAUAAGAUUUGUUUUACUGUUCCAAGGACCAAAAACUCACCUUUUGCCUGAAAACAUUGGUCCAAAGAUGACCUAAAAACAACAGUGAAGGGCGGUAAAUCAUACUGAGGUAGUCGGUACAGUUAAGGCAGCCGAUGGUCAAUGACACAGAACCAAACGGAUUUAAUAAGACACGUAACUAUAGCUUAUAAUCAGUCCUGAGUGUGCAAUUUAAAGACAAACUGUAAACUACUUGAUAGGAUGGUAAAACUGAGGCAACGAAAAAGUUACUAACCUGAAUUUGUCCUCGUGCUUUCCUCGGUGAAUUUGGCAUAACUCUUGGGGAAUCCACACAGUCCAUUUUGACUUAAAUACGCUUUAAUUCAGUAAAAACAGUGGAAAAAAUACAGUCGAAUAAAUAACAAAUAAAUGUAAGCUCAAAGGAGAGUCCUGACACCAAAUAUUGAAUAUUCCCGCUGGUGGUCGUGCGCAGCUUUAUCUAAAGGUGAUGGACCAAUGGGCGCGGAGUCACAUGAUUCUUUGAACCAAUCAGCUUCCACGGAGAUGCGACGGAUGUGACGACAGAGAGAGUGACUUCCAUGGUGGGAAACGCUUGUUCUGAAAUAAUAAAAAAACAAUCUGAUUAUUUUCCUUAUUUUAACAGAAAUUAUCUUGAAUGAAGUCACAUAUACAAAAUAUGAAACUUAUUUUAAAAUCCGACUAAAUUGUUUGUAUCUUUGUAUGAUUUUACUUCCUCAAUCUGUAGUGGUCAUAUGGUUUGUCAAAGAGAGAGAAUGGUAAUGGGCAAAUAUAUUCAGUAUUUUUCCCUUCCCCCUUUUAAAUCUGCUGUAAACACGGUUUCAAGGUCUCGCUAUCAGGGAACUAUACAAACUGAGCUUUAGUCUAAAGUUCAGUGCUUACGCUGUGGCACCGACUUUCUGCCUGCAGACUUUUGGAAACUUCAAGAGAAAACAUGACACACUGGACUGAUAUAAAGAAAGAUCAGUCCCUCGGUUUGACAGGAGCUCGAGAGGCAGUAUUCCCCCAGCCAGUGGUCGCACAGGAUGUCUGCAGACGACGUGAUUAACGCUCACGUAAAGGCUCUGAAGGAAGGUACGGAGCAGGCCCGUGGUCUGGCUCAAACGUUGCUCAACGUGCCGUACGGGGAGGGAGACGGAGAAAAACUUGAUGUCUACAUCCCUAGCACCAACUCUUUGGAUGUCCCCCUUGUUAUUUACAUACAUGGAGGCUACUGGCAGUUUCUCAGCAAGGAGGAUUCAGGAUUCAUGGCUGUUCCACUCAUUGGUAAAGGUGUAGUGGUGGUUGCUGUCGGCUAUGACAUCGCCCCCAAAGGCAACAUGGACCUGAUGGUGUCUCAAGUACGCCGCAGUGUUGUGUCUGUUAUUCAGCAGUAUUCUCACAUCAGUGGCCUGUACCUGUGUGGUCACUCUGCCGGGGCUCACCUGGCUGCUAUGGUCCUCUCCACUGACUGGUCUGAGUACAGCGUCACUCCUCAGAUCAAAGGUGCUUUCCUUGUCAGUGGAAUAUAUGACCUACUGCCCAUCCUGUCCACCUACGUCAACGAGCCUCUGAAGAUGACAGAGGAGGUGGCAGUGAGGAACAGCCCCAGUCAGCUGGUUCCUCAGCUCAAGCUCUCGUCCUCCAGCUGCCACAUCAUUGUAGCCGUCGCUGAGAAUGACUCGCCGGAGUUUCGCAAGCAAUCAGAAGAAUACCACAAAACUUUGGAGGCGUCAGGACUUGAUGUGACCUUGGAAGAUGUGGCCAACACAGACCACUUCAGUAUCAUCGAGCAACUUGUAGAUGGGGAGUAUCACCUUACAAAGCUUCUCUUGAAGACAAUGGGGAAGAGCUGAGGUGGUGGUCUUUGAUCCAUCAUCAUAUAUCCACAUACCUCUGUAUCAACAUACACCUCGAAACAGAGUUAUUGUGAAACGAUAAUGAUAAUAUAUGCAUUAUUUCAGGUUUGUACAUUAGCAAAUGUACUAGUUAACUCUAUCAUUACCUCUAUGUUCACUGUAGCUACUACUGUCAGAAGAACUGUGUGCCUAAACCUGAGUCACUAUAAAGAUGGUGAUUGUAGCAAAUUCUACUACUGUUAAACCCGCUCAUAUCCAAACAGAUUAUUAACCGCCCCUAGUGCACAAUGUUAUCAUUUGGAAGUACUGUUCCACCGGCACACUGAAAGUUUUAGAGAUCAUGGUUAGUUGUGGCAUAUUUACAGUGUUAUGUAAAAGGGUGGCUCUGUCUGUUUUGUUUUUUCUGUCUUGUGACAAUCUGAACCGCUACUUAAAGACCAUGGGUAGGAAAAAAAUACUCAUUUCGAGAGUACUGAUGUAUCAUAUAAAAAGAAUGAAGCUUUUGUUUUGUAACUGACACAUAUCUCCCCCAGGGAAAUUGAAUGAACACUAUAUAUUUGCACUGUUUAUUUGAGCCUAAUAUAGUACUUAUAUUUAAAUGCACAUAUUUUAACAUCAAAUGAGACAAAAUGAUGCACAUUGUUACUGCGCUUGUUCUAGCAUCUUUGGUAAUUGUUUCCAUUAUUGUUUAUACAAAGUGUUAAUCAUUACUGUAGAUUAUAGAGAGAAUCAUCACAAUAAAUAUAUACAUUUGAACAUC